This is a messenger RNA of Salvelinus fontinalis (brook trout), 2919 nucleotides long. RefSeq names its product acidic leucine-rich nuclear phosphoprotein 32 family member B-like. Bases 159 to 914 code for a protein of 251 amino acids. The record is from RefSeq and is a predicted model, not a curated record. Gene Ontology annotation, molecular function: histone binding. Gene Ontology annotation, biological process: regulation of apoptotic process. The transcript has 7 exons. Gene Ontology annotation, cellular component: nucleus. Lineage: Eukaryota; Metazoa; Chordata; Actinopteri; Salmoniformes; Salmonidae.
GGUUUCUACUCGGCGCAAACAGAUCAUUCGCAUUUGACCCAGUUUCUGACUUCCACGAACGCAGCUCUCUCUUUUCGCUUCAGAUCGGCAACGGUAGCUAGCAGGCUGUAGAAACCAAGAAAACGGUCCAACCAGAUCCGAGAGAUAAGAGGGGGGAAAUGGACAUGAAAAAGAGAAUUCACCUAGAACUGAGAAAUAGGACGCCGUCGGAGGUUCAGGAGCUUGUCCUCGAUAACUGUCGGUCGAACGAGGGGAAAAUGGAGGGCAUAACGGAGGAGUUUGAGAACCUGGAACUGUUGAGUCUCAUCAACGUCGGCCUCAUCAACGUCUCAAACAUACCCAAACUGGGGAAAUUAAAAAAGUUGGAGCUGAGUGACAACAGGAUAUCUGGUGGUUUGGAGGUGCUGGCUGAGAGGCUGGUCAACCUCACACACCUCAACCUCUCUGGGAACAAGUUCAAGGACAUCAGCACACUGGAACCACUGAAAAAGCUUCCCAUACUGAAGUCCCUGGACUUGUUUAACUGUGAGGUCACCAACCUGGGAGACUACAGAGAGAGCAUCUUCAAGCUCCUCCCGCAGCUCACGUACCUGGAUGGCUACGAUAUCGAAGACUGCGAAGCCUCCGACUCGGACGGCGAGGGAGACGGGGUCGAGGAUGAAGAUGACGAAGAAGGGGAGGAGGGAGAGUCUGAAGAGGAGGAGGAUGAAGAGGAGGAUGACGAAGAGGUCGUUGCAGAGGAAGAUGAUGACAGUGGGGAGAGUGGAGAGGAUGGGGAGGUGAACGGAGAUGUUGACGACGACGAUGACGAAGACGACGAUGACGAAGAAGAUGAAGAAGACGAAGAGGAUGACUCUCCAGUGAAAGGAGAGAAGAGGAAGAGGGAGCCUGAAGAUGAGGAUGAAGAGGAUUGAAUGUGUCUCCCCCGACCCCCACACCCCUCAAUAUCUGACCCCCACACCCCUCUAUCUGAGACUUCCUGAUCCCUCAAUAUCUGAGACCGCUCCAUAUCUCAGAUACCCCUCUUUGGCCUUUAGUUGCCCUCUUACUGCCGCUAUCACCCCCCCAAACCCUCCAGCCAACCUAGUGGCACCCUAUUCCCUAUAGAGUGCACUACUUUUGACCCGAGCCCAUAGCCUUGAAAAAGCCUAUAGGGUCACAAGUAGUGCACUCUAUAGGGAAUAGGGAAGCUCUUUGGUAUUCAACCCUACAUGCACCCCUUUGCUUGAGUUGCCCUGUGUCGUAGUUAUUGGGGAGGGGGGGGGGGGGGUCCCGAAACAACCGAGUCUUUCGUCACCGCACAGCAUUCUGUGACAUCGCCGGGCGGGAGGGUCUCUGUCUGACGUCGUCGUGAUAUUACCGGGCGGGAGGGUCUCUGUCUGACGUCGUCGUGACAUCACUGGGCGGGAGGGUCUCUGUCUGACGUCGUCGUGACAUCACUGGGCGGGAGGGUCUCUGUCUGACGUCGUCGUGACAUCACUGGGCGGGAGGGUCUCUGUCUGAUGUCGUCGUGACAUCACUGGGCGGGAGGGUCUCUGUCUGAUGUCGUCGUGACAUCACUGGGCGGGAGGGUCUCUGUCUGACGUCGUCGUGAUAUUACCGCCGGCGUUCCAGAUCAGAACGAUGUCACCAGCUGGGGGGGGGGGGGGUCUGUGAUGACGUCAUCAACUACUUCAGAGAUUCUGUCUGAAAACUUGUCUGCACAGACGAACAACAAACCACCCAACUUUCCUAACGGGGACAAGUCGGCGACCUCGGAUGUGUCCCAAAUUAAUCGCUGUUUAGUGCACUGCUUUUGACAAGGGCCCUUUUUUUUGUUCUUAAAAAUAAAGAAGCUCAGUUCUAAAGUAGUGCACUACUUAGGGAAUGGGGUUGCCAUAGAGGCCUGGUCUAAAGUAGUGCACUACUUAGGGAAUGGGGUUGCCAUAGGGGCCUGGUCUAAAGUAGUGCACUACUUAGGGAAUGGGGUUGCCAUAGGGGCCUGGUCUAAAGUAGUGCACUACUUAAGGAAUGGGGUUGCCAUAGGGGCCUGGUCUAAAGUAGUGCACUACUUAAGGAAUGGGGUUGCUAUAGGGGCCUGGUCUAAAGUAGUGCACUACUUAAGGAAUGGGGUUGCCAUAGGGGCCUGGUCUAAAGUAGUGCACUACUUAGGGAAUGGGGUUGCUAUAGGGGCCUGGUCUAAAGUAGUGCACUACUUAGGGAAUGGGGUUGCCAUAGGGUCCUGGUCUAAAGUAGUGCACUACUUAGGGAAUGGGGUUGCUAUAGGGGCCUGGUCUAAAGUAGUGCACUACUUAGGGAAUGGGGUUGCCAUAGGGGCCUGGUCUAAAGUAGUGCACUACUUAGGGAAUGGGGUUGCCACGGGGGCCUGGUCUAAAGUAGUGCACUACUUAGGGAAUGGGGUUGCCACGGGGGCCUGGUCUAAAGUAGUGCACUACUUAGGGAAUGGGGUUGCCACGGGGGCCUGGUCUAAAGUAGUGCACUACUUAGGGAAUGGGGUUGCCACGGGGGCCUGGUCUACAUACUGAAUGGGGUUUCUUGUGAGACAUUAGCUAGAGUUUCGUUUCUGCCACCAGAGCUUUUUAAAAUAUUUUUUUCAGAGGACUUUUUGUUUUGUAAUUUGUCAGUGCUGUCUGUCUCUCCUCCCUGUGUUUCGGGUUAGGAUUGGACCGGAGGUAACAUCCCUCUGGCUUACGUCUCAGAUCACACCCUAAUCUUUAGGGUGCACUACAUAGGGAAUGGGGUUGCCAUAGGGUCCUGGUCUAAAGUAGUGCACUACUUAGGGAGUAGGGUGUAAUUGGGGACGUUCUGUGUACACUGGCUGGUUGUGGCUGUUUUUUUUUUACUUUCUGUAAGCAAAAAAACACAAAAAAAGACAAAACAUACAAAAAUUGACUUUGUAAAUAAAAUCUUAACAUUUUG